AUGUCUCCAAACACGAUCUAUGACGCUCUCCAGUCUUUUUCUCCAAGGCUGACUGUGGCCAAAAGGAAAGAGGCUCUGGAUUUGAGAAAGACUAUGAAACCACUGAUGGAAAAACGAAGGCGCGCCCGCAUCAACGACAGCCUGAACCUCUUGAAGAAUCUCAUUCUUCCCCUCACAGGCAGAGACAAAACCCGCUACUCCAAGCUGGAGAAAGCCGACAUCCUGGAAAUGACCGUGAAGUUCCUCAGUGACAUUCCUCCUGUUAACGUCAAAGGUCCAGCAGACAGCUACAGAGACGGUUUCAAAGCCUGCCUCCAGCGCGUCCCCGCUCUGCUCCCCAAAACCAACCUGGAGCAAGAGGCGCGCCAGCGAGUCGAGGACUUCGUCCAGAAGUCCAUGUCUGCGAACAGCGCGCCGACCUGCCUGAAAUGCUGCACCCAUAACGCCAGGGCUUUCCCUCUGCUCCAUCAAAAACUCCUGACCCUGAAAACCUGCGUCAGCGCCAGCCUGGAGAGCCAAGCAGCGUCAGCAGCCAGCCGAGCGCAAUCAGGCCCGCAGCCAGUCCGCGUUGCUGUGUGGAGACCCUGGUAG
Messenger RNA from Poecilia reticulata (guppy), 591 nucleotides. RefSeq names its product transcription factor HES-2-like. Gene Ontology annotation, molecular function: protein dimerization activity. The record is from RefSeq and is a predicted model, not a curated record. NCBI's taxonomy places the organism in Eukaryota, Metazoa, Chordata, Actinopteri, Cyprinodontiformes, Poeciliidae.